Messenger RNA from Sinocyclocheilus anshuiensis, 5830 nucleotides. Its product is annotated as disheveled-associated activator of morphogenesis 2-like. The coding region runs from base 283 to 3516 and encodes 1077 amino acids. Gene Ontology annotation, molecular function: small GTPase binding; actin binding. Lineage: Eukaryota; Metazoa; Chordata; Actinopteri; Cypriniformes; Cyprinidae. The transcript has 26 exons. Gene Ontology annotation, biological process: positive regulation of canonical Wnt signaling pathway; actin cytoskeleton organization; regulation of non-canonical Wnt signaling pathway. The record is from RefSeq and is a predicted model, not a curated record.
ACUCUGGCGCAGUAGCACUCAGGUCGCUCUGACGUGGAAGUAUCAGUUUGCUUUUAUAUACUCUUUUAAGCACAGAUUUAACAACAGUUUAAAAGAAAAGAAAAGAAGUAAGUCUGAGAGGAUUUGGAUGUCUACCUUUAAAGGGCACUAGAAAAUAUUCUGGUUGACAGUGAAUAGGACAAGGAUGAGAUAGCCAAAAGGGGUGGUCUCUGAAGUGGAUCAUGCCCCCUAGAUAGCAGACUCUUCGCCUUGCUGGCUGUCGGCCCCUCCGGAUUGGAGAGGAUGCCUCCCCGGAAGCGCACACAGCCCACCCUGGGCUUCAUGUGCUGCUUCAGCAGCAGUGAACCCCCUGAGAUCAACCUGAAAAACAGUGUACCGCUGCAGCUGCUGGAGUUCAGUGCCCCCAUGCCCCCGGAGGAAGAACUGCAUGCCCGUUUCUCUGAAUUAGUGGAUGAACUGGAUCUCACAAACAAAAACAGGGAAGCCAUGUUUGCGUUGCCUGCUGAGAAGAAAUGGCAGAUCUAUUGCAGCAAGAAAAAGGAACAAGAGGACCGCAACAAGCUUGCUACCAGCUGGCCUGAUUACUAUAUUGACCGCAUCAACUCCAUGGCAGCUAUGCAGACACUAUUUGCUUUUGAGGAAGAGGAAAUGGAGAUGAGAAACAAGGUGGUAGAGGAUCUAAAGACAGCCCUCCGGACUCAACCAAUGAGGUUUGUGACACGCUUCAUCGAGUUGGAUGGCUUGACGUGUCUUCUGAACUUCCUGAAGAGCAUGGACUAUGAAACCUCAGAGAGCCGCAUACAUACAUCCAUCAUCGGCUGCAUCAAAGCCUUGAUGAACAACUCCCAGGGCCGUGCCCAUGUACUGGCCCACCCCCAGAGCAUCAACACUAUUUCCCAAAGCCUCCGCCAGGACAACAUCAAGACCAAAGUGGCUGUGUUGGAGAUCCUGGGUGCUGUUUGCUUGGUGCCCGACGGGCAUAAGAAAGUAUUACAGGCAAUGGUACACUACCAGAAGUAUGCUGCAGAGAGGACUCGCUUCAAGUCUCUUUUGAACGAGCUGGACAGAAGCACAGGACACUACAGGGAGGAAGUAAAUCUGAAGACAGCCAUCAUGUCAUUCAUAAACGCUGUGCUGAAUGCUGGAGUUGGAGAGGACAGUCUAGAGUUUCGCCUUCAUCUUAGGUAUGAGUUUCUGAUGUUAGGAAUUCAGCCAGUCAUCGAGAAGCUGAGAGCACAUGAUAAUGCCACGCUCGACAGACAUCUGGACUUUUUUGAGAUGGUGCGGAAUGAGGAUGAGUUAGAAUUGGCCAAAUGCUUUGACACUACACACGUGGACACCAAGAGUGCUGGACAGAUGUUUGAGCUGAUCAAGAAGAAACUGAGCAACACAGAUGCCUACCCCCACCUUCUAUCUAUCUUAAAGCACUGCCUCCAAAUGCCAUAUAAACGUGGUGCAGGCAGUAUACAGCAAUGGCAACUUUUAGACCGCAUCCUUCAGCAAAUUGUUCUACAAGAUGAGAAGGGAGAAAAUCCAGAUGUUUCACCCCUGGACAAUUUCAACGUUAAGAACAUCAUUAGAAUGCUUGUCAAUGAGAAUGAAGUCAAACAGUGGCGAGAUCAAGCAGAAAAGUUCAGAAAAGAGCAUGUAGAGCUGAUGGCUCGGCUGGAAAGGAAAGAAAGAGAGUGUGAGACCAAGACACAAGAGAAGGAUGAUAUGAUGAAGACACUCAACAAGAUGAAGGACAAACUGCAGAAAGAAGGAGUGGAGUUGCGCUCUGCCAGGGAGCAUGUAUUAGACCUGUCCUCCCACAUUAGCAACAUUUCAAAUGGUGUUCAUUUACACGUUCCCCCUCCGCUUCCUGGGAGCCCGAUGGCUCCGCCUCCACCACCUAUGAUGAUGGAUAACUUCCCUACUCCUCCUCCACCUAUUGAUUUUUCCAGCCCACCCCCACCACCUCCUCCACCUCCCCCGGGGGGUCCUCCACCCCCACCUGGGGCCCCGCCCAUCUUUUCUGGAAUUCCACCUCCACCUGGAUCUGCUUCCAUUAGCUCCACAACCAGCCUACGCACAAAGAGCAUCCCACAACCUUCACAACCACUAAAAUCCUUUAACUGGUCCAAACUGGGAGAGAACAAGAUCACUGGUACCAUCUGGUAUGAGAUUGAUGACAGAAGGGCCUUUAAAGUUCUUGACCUAAAGGACAUUGAGAAGAUGUUUUCAGCUUACCAGAGGCAGCAAGAGCUGCUCACUAAUCAAUCCUUCAAGCAGAAAGAAACAGGAUCAAUGGAUGACCUUUAUCUGAGCUCACGCAAAGUCAAAGAGCUGUCUGUUAUUGAUGGACGGAGGGCCCAAAACUGUGUCAUCCUGCUUUCCAAGUUAAAAAUGAGCAAUGAAGAGAUAAAGAGAGCCAUUCUGGAGAUGGAUGAGAGGGAGGAGCUGGCUAAAGACAUGUUAGAGCAGCUGCUGAAGUUUGUUCCUGAGAAAAGUGAUAUUGACCUUCUGGAGGAACACAAACAUGAGCUUGAGCGUAUGGCCCGGGCUGACCGCUUCCUGUUUGAGAUGAGCAGAAUCGACCACUAUCAACAGAGGAUCCAGUCUCUUUUCUUCAAAAAGAAGUUUGCAGAGCGUCUAGCAGAAAUAAAACCAAAGGUUGAAGCUAUUCUGUGUGCAUCUCGUGAGGUGAUGAGAAGUAAACACCUGACACAGGUUCUGGAAGUGGUUUUGGCAUUCGGGAACUUCAUGAACAAAGGACAGAGGGGCAACGCAUAUGGUUUCAAAGUGUCCAGCCUCAACAAGAUAAUAGACACCAAGUCAAGUAUAGACAGGAACAUCACCAUGUUGCAUUACCUGAUCAUGAUCUUUGAGAAAAAUUACCCUGACAUCCUCAAUAUUCAACAGGAAUUGGCCUCUAUACCAGAAGCUGCCAAAGUCAAUCUGGCUGAGCUGGAGAAGGAAGUGUUCAUCAUUAGGAGCGGCCUGAAAGCUCUGGAGGCGGAGUUACGAUACCAGCAGAGCCGAGCAUGUGACUGGGGUGACAAGUUUGUCCCAGUGGUCAGUGACUUCAUCACAGUUGCUAGCUUCAGCUUCUCUGAACUCGAGGAACUACUCGCUGAAGCCAAAGAUAAGUUUUCUAAGUCUCUGAGGCAUUUUGGAGAGGAGGAAGGUUGCAUGCAACCGGAUGAGUUUUUUGGAAUAUUUGACAUCUUCCUGCAGUCGUUCAGCGAGGCCCGACACGACCUGGAGAACAUGCAGCGACGCAAACAGGAGGAAGAGAGGAGAAUGCGCAUGGAGGCCAUGCUGAAGGACCAGCGGGAGCGAGAAAGACGAGCAAAGAAAAGCACCGGAGGCUGUGUGUCAGAGGAGGUGGGGGAGUUUGAUGAUCUCGUAUCGGCGCUUCGCUCAGGUGAAGUCUUCGACAAGGACUCUAAACUUAAACACAACCGCAAGCGCUCUGUCAACCAGCUGGCGGAUUGUGGGGGUCGUGAAAGACCAGUCACCAAGGUGAACUAUUGACCUCAGUGAAUACAGUCAGAAGGAGUUCGGAUUUUUAUAUUUACAGACUGACAGGGAACUCUCUUGAAAUGCCAUACACUGCCCUCUAUUUUCUUUUUUGCUCAGACCAGUAAUAAUGGACAAGCUCAAAGAUGGACAGGCUCACUGUAAGAUAGUCUGGUUUAUCCACAGAUGAGAAGGAUGCCCUGCAAUCUCUUUCUUCUUGUUUCUGCUUGGUCCUCCUUCUUGAUAUGUACAGUCACUCACACUGAUCUCUUACUCUUGUUUUUUUGUGGCGAAAUGCACAACCUGAGUUUCAGUUUGGAAGAGCUGUUCAGUUUGGUGCUGUGAGGUCUCACAAUAAGUCAUAAGAGGUAGAUAUCAUCUGAGUCACUUGUAGAAUCCAUAUGGUUAUCCUUCUAACCUGCAAAGGUUAUUGUCCUUUCUCUGUCGCCCAUUUUCAUGCUCUAAUUUUAGGAGAUUGAAAAAUUUGGUACCUCUAAUCUUCCAAUCCAACUUUGCUUUUGGAUUUAAAAGAUGCAGCUGGUGCUUCCUAAACCUGAAAAUGAAGGAAAAAAAGAAAAUAUUGUUCAGUCCUGGAUGUUGAAAUUACCACACAGGCAAUUAUGACACUGUGGAUGCAGCCUUACAGGUUGGGAUACUCCUUCCCCCAAGUGCCUCUACACAUUAACGGCAUUCCAAGGACUACCUCCUGUAUGGAGAUACUGAUGAGAGAGAAGAGCACUUUCACAAAGACAUACAAAGAAUAUGAAAAUACGCUGAGUGUAUUUAAUGGCAGAAAUUAAAUGAACCCGUUGGAUUGUUAUACUUUAUAAUAUUCUCAUUUGUCAUAUACAACUGCACCUUUUAUCCAUAUGCCCUGAAGUAGCAUUCUAGGAAAGAAGGGACCAUGAAAUUCUGUUUAAAAAAGCCGUUAUCUAUGAGCAGGUACUACCAUGUGUCUUCAUCACUUCUUCAGGUUAACAUAUUGAACCUUUGGGCCUUGAUAAUAAUAUUUAACAAAAUGAUGUCUUACAUAUUUUACUAUCUAAAUGUGUAUAAAGAAACGCUAGGUACCCAAGUCUGUAAAAAAGUUGUCUCUAGAAUCUUGAUUUGUAGGGAGAUCCACUGAAUUUUAGACUUUGUUCUCAAGGUCAACAUUAUGUAACCCACUUUGGUUUUCUUAUAUUUUGUUCGUUUUUUUUUUUUUUAAUAACAUGUACCUGUAUAUUAAGUAGCUGUAGUCAGGACAAAGGUUGCAGAUGUACAUACAAUGACCUUGUAGCUGGCAUGGUGUGGUAGAGAAAAUGGUGUUAGAGAAAACAAGAGGCCUCUGAUAUGGAAAUAGACACAUAUAUGAAGGCAAUGAAUGCAAACAUUUGAAGGGGAAAUGUAGAUUCCAGUGAGAUGGUGAUUAUGGAUUGACAAAAAAAAUCAUACCCCCCACCCCCACCCUGAAAGAAUACUGUUUUCAUCACAACAUGCAGGUUACAUUGCAGCAGUCUGAGGCCUCCUGUGUCCUCUGUCCAUAUGGGGUCACAGUGGGAGUUCUGUAUGAGGUGAUUGUGUUUAUCUUUUAAGAGAUUAAAGUUAAAUAUGGACAAGCAUGGUGCUAAUUGUCCAUUUUUGUGGGUACAGCUCUGCCCCUUCUGCCCUUGCUUAAGGAACAAGAAGAGUGUCUGUGAGUGCAGGGCUUGUGGUAUAUCUAUAUUUCUUUGAGCCAGUAAGAUCAUUUAUUAACAGUCCACAAAUACACACGUUUUAAAACUAAGCUUACAAGUGCCAUAACAAUGGGCCAGUGCAAAUGGGCCAGUGCAGACAUUCUCUCCUUUCUCACCUGUAUCAGCUCAUGUGUACUUAUUUAGAUUUAAUGAUUGAAAGUUGUAUAUUUAUGUUUGUUUACUUGUUUUAAUACCAAAAAUAGUAAUUGUAGUCCUAUCUGUAUUAAGUCACUUUUUCAUGACUAAUGGUUUGAGAUUGCUUAUUACAAGUUAGUAUUUUUGUACAACAGACAGUUCGUUCCAGGUUUGACCUGAAAAGAGCAGAGAGUUUUGUCUGGGACAUUUAGAAAAAUACAAUUAUUGCCCACUUAAAUCUGAGCAUUUGUAAUUAGUUUGGUUGCACUUCCUAAGGAUUCCCUAUAGAGGCUCUUAUUAGAUCUUAUGGCAAAGCCCUAGUCUUGAGCUGCUUAAUUGGAGAUCAUGUAGAAUUAGAAAUGUGGGUUUGCACGAUUAACCGUUCUUUGUGCACCAAAAUUAAUAUGACCCAACAGAAGAGAAGAUAUACACUUUGUUAGACAAUUUUAUAAUACAUUCAUUAAGUACUAAAAAAAAAA